Molecule: messenger RNA, 2833 nt
Organism: Penaeus vannamei (Pacific white shrimp)
Lineage: Eukaryota; Metazoa; Arthropoda; Malacostraca; Decapoda; Penaeidae
Source: RefSeq, a predicted model, not a curated record
CCUGGAUAUCCAAGUACUGUCAAUUUAGGAGUUGAACAUCAUAGCCAUGGCCAUAGCCGGACCUCCGGGACUGGAGUUUGACCACAACUGGCCAGAAUCUGCAGAAUGUCUCACCUUAGACUUUGGCCCCUUUGAAACGGUGCACAGAUGGAAGUGCAUGCCAGAGUGUGAUGAAUUUGUUGGUGCAAGGCGAAGCAAACACACAGUGGUGGUUAAGGAUGCAAUUUAUGUGUUUGGUGGAGACAAUGGCAAAUGGAUGUUGAAUGACCUGCUCAGGUUUGACGUCAAGGAAAAGUCAUGGGGUAGAGCAUUCUCGACUGGCCUCCCACCUGCCCCACGAUACCAUCAUUCAGCUGUGGUACAUGAGUCAUCCAUGUUUGUAUUUGGAGGUUUCACUGGAGACAUCCACAGCAACAGCAAUCUCAAGAAUCAGAAUGACCUGUUUGAAUACCGUUUCCAAACAGGACAGUGGAUCGAGUGGAAAUUUACUGGCAGAGCACCAGUCCCACGGUCAGCUCAUGGAGCAGCAGUGUAUGAAGGAAAGUUGUGGAUAUUUGCUGGGUACGAUGGCAAUUUCAGACUCAACGACAUGUGGACAAUUCCACUUGUGGGUGAAAACAGACUUUGGGAAGAAAUCAGUCAGACUGGUGACUGUCCUCCAACCUGCUGUAAUUUCCCAGUUGCUGUUGCUCGAGAUUCCAUGUUUGUGUUCAGUGGACAAAGUGGUGCCAAAAUAACAAAUUCACUCUUCUACUUCACAUUUAAAGAUAGAUGCUGGACCAGAAUAUCAACUGAACACAUCCUCAGAGGAGCCCCACCACCAACUAGACGUUACGGCCACACAAUGGUUGGCUUUGAUAGGCACCUCUAUGUGUUUGGAGGAGCGGCAGACUCCACUCUUCCUAAUGAUCUUCACUGCUUUGAUUUAGACAGUCAGACAUGGUCAGUGAUACAGCCUGCCCAAGACUCUCAGGUUCCAUCUGGCCGCCUCUUCCAUGCUGCAGCUGUUGUUGGUGAUGCUAUGUAUGUGUUUGGUGGAACAGUCGACAACAAUGUCAGAAGUGGAGAGAUGUAUCGCUUCCAGUUUUCAAGUUACCCUAAAUGUACUCUACAUGAUGACUUUGGCAAACUCCUAGAGAGUCAGCAGUUCACCGAUGUGGACUUCAUAGUUGGCAUUGAAGAGAAGAGGAUCUCUGGCCAUGUUGUGUUUGUGGCAGCUCGUUCUCAGUAUCUGAGAAACCGAAUUCGUCAGGCCAUGGAAGCCAGAGACAAACAUCUGGAGAAGGUAUAUGGCACAACAGCAAUUCCAACACAAGAUAUGCCAACCUUAGAAGUCAAACUCCAAGAUGCAGUCCCUGAAGCUUUUGAGAUGGUGUUGAAUUACAUUUACACAGACCGCAUUGAUCCUUCUCGCUGCAAGAAGGACCAGAAUCCUAACAAAAUUGUUCUGAUUAUGAUGGAUGUGUACCGUCUUGCUGUUCAGUGCCACAUGCGUCGCCUGGAGCAGCUGUGUGCAUAUUUUGAAGCCACAUCAAUCACGCGCAAUGUCUUAGUUGCUUUGUGCAAUGCUGCCAACCUGAAGCUGUUCUUCAUCAAGACCAUUUUUUUCUUACAGUUUAUAGUUCGUGAAAAGCAACUACAAUCAAAUUUAAUGUCAAAGGAGUUUGAGAUGCUGGACAAACCACUUAUGGUGGAGAUCAUCCCGAAGCAGAUGCCGCAAAUGAGGUCCCUACAGGAACCACAGUUUGAAUCAUCAGGCACAACACUGGAGCAAGACAUGGAGCAGUUGCUGAAGAGUGUUGGCCAGGAGUUUUGUGACAUUACUCUCAUGCUGGCUGGAACCCCCAUCAGGGCACACAAGGCUGUACUGGCAGCCAGGUGCUCCUAUUUUGAAGCCAUGUUUAGGUCGUUCAUGCCAGAGAACAGUAUUGUGCAGAUUGCUAUUGGAGAGACAAUUCCUUCCCAACAGUCUUUUGAUUCUUUGCUGCGUUACAUCUAUUAUGGGGAUGUUGACAUGCCUCCUGAGGACUCGUUGUACCUCUUCUCUGCCCCCUAUUUUUAUGGCUUUACAAACAACAGACUUCAGGCAUUUUGCAAGCAGAAUCUGGAGAUGAAUGUUACCUUUGAAAAUGUAAUACAGAUUCUAGAAGCUGCAGAUAGGAUUCAAGCUAUUGAUAUGAAGAAAUAUGCUUUGAAUCUCAUUGUUCAUCAUUUCCCAAAGGUCGCACAGCUGCCAAAGAUGAAAUGCCUGAGCCGUGAUCUCCUGCUUGACAUCCUCGAGGCUUUGGCUGAAGACAUGUCUGACUCAAAGCUGUGCCACGACAUGUCCUCAAUAAGUUUAAGCACUUCGGACUCGGGAUGAACCCUCCAAGAGUGUUUAGAUGAGGAGUAUUUAGUGGAAGAGGUCACUCAGCCAGACCAGUAUGAACUCGAAGCAGACAGGAACAUCUUACGCAAACUGAAUGAUCAUGUCUUUAGGGAGAGAUGUAGUGUCCUACUAAGAUGCGGCUACAUGUGCUUUGAUUAUGCGUCUUGAACCUAGAAAUGGAGAACAUUCAGUCAGUAUUAUGAUCUGUCAAAUGCUUUUGGGUAUCCAUUGUACCUGAACAGUUAAUAUUACUCAGUUUUGGACUUUUCUGUGAUUCGAAAAUGGGCACAAGGAUCUUUAAGAAAGUAGCAUUUACGUAAUAAUAUAUUUUGCUACACAUUCUUCCCAUUAAGUGGAAUGAAAGCAGCUUUACUGGUGCUUAAAUUUUGCCAGGAAAUAUAUUCUCAUUAUUUCUGACAAGUGAUAGUACAUAGAAUAUUAGAUAUUAUUAAACUGUUAAAAGUA